UUUCCACAUAAUCAACACAACACAACACAAUUCUGUUUCCUACCACUUCAUUCUUCCUGCCCUCAAUCCAAAACCAAACCGAACCCUUUAAUUUCCUUUAUUUUUCUCAUCCUCAUCUGUUACUAUUCGAUUAUGAUUAAGCCUUCUCAACCUUGAAAUCCAUCAACACCCCACAAACAUGGAAGUCAUGCCAUACCAGUUUUCCCGUUUACCUUACCAUGAUUCUCUCAAACUGCUCGAGGCUGAUAUUCACCAUGCUAAUGCUUUGGCUGCUGCAAUUCCCAGAGCCAAGGGUGGGGCUCUUCUCCAAAUGAAAUUGGUUUACAACCACUUGGCUCCUCUCUUUCUGUUGUUGCUACAGUGGAUGGAUUGUUCUUGUGCAUGCUUUCUACAUAGAUAUCUUGACCUCUUUCACAUACUUAUAUACAAGGUACCCAAUGAUGGUAGAUCGAACAUUACUUCUCAUGGAAGGAAAGCAACCAUCCGGGACUUUUAUGCUGUUAUACUGCCAUCUCUCCAGAAGCUUCAUGGUAGUGUGGAGAAGUUGGACGUUUGUAAGAAGGGGCACUCUAGCAUAGAUGGUUCAAGUUAUGGCAAGAAGAUGAUUGAAGGAGAUGGAAAACUAGUCAAUGUUGAUUUGGAAAGGGAAGAUGAAUGUGGGAUAUGCUUGGAGCCAUGCACCAAAAUGGUUUUGCCUAAUUGCUGUCAUGCCAUGUGUAUCAAAUGCUACCGCAAGUGGUAUAUUUACAUUACAUAUGCAUUACACAUUACUACCUUACUAUUAUAUGUUCAAAAUCAAAUUGGUUUCAUCAUAUGUAACACCCUUAUGUUGUUCUGCAGGAACACACGGUCAGAGUCUUGUCCUUUUUGCCGUGGUAGCUUGAGGAGAGUUAAUUCUGAGGAUCUAUGGGUGCUCACUUGUAAUGAAGAUGUUGUUGAUGCAGAAACAGUUUCCAAGGAGGACUUGUUGCGUUUCAACCUUUAUAUCAAUAGCCUACCUAAAGAUCUCCCAGAUGCACUUUUCUUAAUGUAUUAUGAAUACCUUAUUUGAUUUUUUAAACUAAAUAAGGAGGAAAAAAAUGUACAGAUAGGGAAAUCCGGACUGCAAAUGUCAAUAGAGUCUGGUAAGAAAUAUCUCUGAUCAUGUUCAUGUAAAACACAGCUCUGCUAAGAUAAAUUUAUGGAAUUCUAGCCGAGGAUAACACUCUUGGCUUCUGAUAUAUCUCCGAUAUUAAUGUUAACUUAUAUAUAACUUG
Molecule: messenger RNA, 1256 nt
Organism: Abrus precatorius (Indian licorice)
Lineage: Eukaryota; Viridiplantae; Streptophyta; Magnoliopsida; Fabales; Fabaceae
Product: E3 ubiquitin-protein ligase AIRP2-like
Exons: 4
Coding region: 179-1051 (290 amino acids)
Biological process (GO): protein ubiquitination
Molecular function (GO): ubiquitin protein ligase activity
Source: RefSeq, a predicted model, not a curated record